Molecule: messenger RNA, 435 nt
Organism: Paramecium tetraurelia
Lineage: Eukaryota; Ciliophora; Oligohymenophorea; Peniculida; Parameciidae
Exons: 1
Biological process (GO): vesicle-mediated transport; protein secretion
Cellular component (GO): Golgi membrane
Source: RefSeq, a predicted model, not a curated record
AUGCUUCAUUUUCAAAUUUAUUAUUCUGAUACUCUAUAUUUUACUCCUUAAUAUCAGAGGCUAUAUGAAACAAUUAUAGUUUUGGACUCAAUAGAUUUUUGGAUAAUUAAAGCUAUAAGAAAAUAGUUAAAUUAGGAAAAUUAGUCAGACUACGUUGGUGGGUUGAUCGAUUUUGGAAAUGAGAGUUGGGUUUUUGAGACUUCAUCUUAAUAGAAAGGAGAAGUUCAAAUGAUUCAUAGCAGAAUAUAUUGGUUCGCUUAGUUAUUUAUGUUUUUGAUGUUAGUUGGAAUGUUUAUAAUCAAUGCAUCAUGGCUACAAAUAAGUGCCCUAUUAGGCAUGUUUUUUCCAACUGCAUUCAAUGGAUAUAACUUAUAUGCUUUUAAUUUGUGUAAUAAAUUAAGAGAUCCAAAUUAGAGGAAUCAUUCUUAUAGAUGA